GCAUUUCCUUUGGAGCCGCGCAGUCACAACAAGAGGAGGAAGAGGAAAAAACGACAGCUUUGGAUCUGGAUCGUCGUCGACUGCCUUGCGUGACAACACGGGGAUCGGCCUCAGGCUUUAGGUUGCUUCUCUUUGACCUGCAACAUGUCUGAUUUACUGAGAUACAUCGACUACGACCACAAAGCCACCUUCCUGAAGAUGCUCAACCAGCAGAGGAUGGAGGGUGAGCACUGCGACGUGGUGGUGGUGGUGGAGAACAUCGAGUUCAGGGCUCACCGCUGCGUCCUGGCCGCCUGCAGCAACUACUUUAAGAAGCUCUUCAAGAAGCAGAGCGACGAGGACAACUCCAUCGUGGAGCUCGACUUCAUCCGCUCCGACAUCUUCGAGGAGGUGCUCAACUACAUGUACACGGCCAGGCUGGCCGUGAGGAAGAAGGACAUCAAUAUGAUGAUGUCGUCCGGUCAGAUCCUCGGCAUCAACUUCCUGGACAACCUGUGCACCCAGAAGCGAGAGCUGACCAACAUGAAGACGCGAGAGAACCAGGCUCCGGACGACCACGGGAUGAGAGCGCAGGACGCCAUCCUGAAGGAGCUGGCCAUGGAGGAGGUGCGGAAGAACAGCUUCUACGACCAGGGCAUGGACGGGAUCGGGCCUGGCGGCUCUCACGUGUCGCAGCCUCACAACUACAACACGGGCAUGGGUAAAGACCCCCACACCCACAGCUGGGCCUCCUCCACCUCCAGCGACAUGAAGCUGGAGUACCUCCUCUACGGCCACCGCGACCACGUAUCCUGCCAGACCACGGGAGCCAAACCCAUGGACCACAACGCCAAAAAGGAGCGCCUGCUCACCGCCAACCGUCCGUACGGCUGCGAGCACUGCCCCAAAGCCUUCACCACCGCCGCCCACCUCAAAGAGCACCUGAAGAUCCACUCGGGCUUCAAGCCGCACCGCUGCGUGGUCUGCGGCAAGGCCUUCAUCCGGGGCCCCGACCUGAAGCGGCACGAGCGGGUCCACAGCAACGAGCGGCCCUUCGCCUGCCAGAUGUGCGAAAAGGCCUUCAAGCACAAGUCCCACCUGAAAGACCACGAGCGGCAGCACCGGGGCGAGCGGCCCUUCAACUGCGGCUCCUGCGACAAAGCCUUCAUCAAAGCGUCGGACCUGAAGCGCCACUGGAACACCAUGCACAGCGCCAACCCCCGCAGACAGAUGUCCCUGUCGCCCGCCGCCUCCCAGCACGCCCAGGCGGACGCCGCCGACCAGAGAGACUGGAAGCUGGAGACCGGGCCACACUCGCACAACUCGGGGGACUGCUGAGCCCCGGCGCGUGCGCACACACACACACACCCCAACUCAAACUGACACACUGACAGCCGUGCACACCUAAAAACCCACAAACACACACUGACGCGAGCGUGUGGCGGCGCCGCGGGUCAGAGACGGACGUGAGUAACGAGAGACCCUCGCAUGUUCAUACAGACUGUGGGGCUGUAUUAUUAUUAUUAUUAUUAAUAUUAUGUUUAUUGUUAUUAUUAUAAAGAGUUAAAACGAUGUUUCACCUGUAAAGUCAUGUAAAUGUUUAGUUCACUAUACUAUACAUAUAUUUUUCACAAAGUAUUGUCGAUAUCUAGACGGAGGGUUCUCAUAACAUUAUUUUCUUUUACUUUAAUGAGAUGUGAAACAUUUAAAUGUUUGGUUAACCUUUAACGGAUUUUAUGGAGAUAAAAGCGCGGGAAUGACGGGGGGGGGGGGGGCAUUUUCUGCAUAACAUUGAGUAUAUUCAUGUGGAUGUUUUUAAUGGCUGUGUUUAGUUGUAUUGAUUGAUAUUACACUGUAAAAGCGGAUGAUACCAAAGUCUUGGGGCGUCUGACGGAUCGUCUGUAGACUGUCCUGCUCCAAGCGCCCGGCCAACUAGAUUUACUGUUAUACAGUACGACCGUCACCCGGCUAUCAGCAGUUCAUGAUAGGUGUCUGUAUAUACUGUAGCUUAGUUUGUUGCACAACUAGAGU
Molecule: messenger RNA, 2010 nt
Organism: Nematolebias whitei (Rio pearlfish)
Lineage: Eukaryota; Metazoa; Chordata; Actinopteri; Cyprinodontiformes; Rivulidae
Product: zinc finger and BTB domain-containing protein 14
Exons: 2
Coding region: 145-1317 (390 amino acids)
Biological process (GO): regulation of transcription by RNA polymerase II
Cellular component (GO): nucleus
Molecular function (GO): DNA-binding transcription factor activity, RNA polymerase II-specific; RNA polymerase II cis-regulatory region sequence-specific DNA binding; protein binding
Source: RefSeq, a predicted model, not a curated record